Molecule: messenger RNA, 8663 nt
Organism: Calidris pugnax (ruff)
Lineage: Eukaryota; Metazoa; Chordata; Aves; Charadriiformes; Scolopacidae
Gene: MAP3K2
Product: mitogen-activated protein kinase kinase kinase 2
Exons: 16
Coding region: 69-1943 (624 amino acids)
Biological process (GO): protein phosphorylation
Molecular function (GO): protein binding; ATP binding; protein kinase activity
Source: RefSeq, a predicted model, not a curated record
AGGAAAUAAAAUAAUGCUAAUGAAGCAACCAUUUCCCUGAAUUUCAAGUUCUCAGGCUCACUGCCAUUAUGGAUGAGCAGCAAGCUUUGAAUUCAAUCAUGCAGGAUUUGGCUGUGCUUCAUAAGGCCAGUCGUCCUGUAUUGCCCCAGCAAGAAACAGGAAAACCAAAGUCAUCCUCACCUAAAAAACAGAAUGAUGUUAGAGUCAAAUUUGAACAUCGAGGUGAAAAAAGGAUCCUGCAAUUACCAAGGCCUGUUAAACUUGAAGAUCUUGCAGCUAAAGCUAAAGUUGCUUUUGGACAGACUAUGGAUUUGCAUUACAGCAAUAAUGAGCUUGUAAUUCCAUUAACCACACAGGAUGACCUGGACAAAGCUAUUGAACUGCUUGACCGUAGUGUUCAUAUGAAGAGUCUCAAGAUAUUGCUUGUAAUACAUGGAAAUACACAGUCACCCAGUGUAAAUAACGUGGAGCCCCUGCCCUCACUGGAAGAUUUAGAUAAUACAGUGUUUGGUGUGACAGACAGAAAAAGGAGACUGUCUGUAAUAGGUUCUAAUACCCGUGAUAGGAGUUCACCUCCCCCAGGAUACAUUCCAGAUGAGCUGCAUCAGGUGGCCCGAAAUGGGUCCUUCACCAGUAUCAAUAGUGAGGGUGAAUUCAUUCCAGAAAGUAUGGAUCAGAUGCUGGAUCCAUUGUCUCUGAGCAGUCCUGAAAACUCUGGCUCGGGAAGCUGUCCCUCACUUGACAGCCCUUUAGAUGGAGACAACUAUCCCAGAUCUCGGAUGCCAAGAGCACAGAGCUAUCCAGAUAAUCAUCAGGAAUUCUCAGUAGAGUAUGAUAUCCCAAUAUUUGAGAAAUUUGGAAAGGGGGGGACUUAUCCCCGAAGAUACCAUAUUUCAUAUCAUCAACAAGACUACAAUGAUGGUCGCAAAACUUUUCCAAGAGCCAGGAGGACUCAGGGGAACAGCUUCCGAUCCCCAGUCAGUUUCAGUCCCACCGACCACUCGCUCAGCACCAGCAGCGGAAGCAGCGUCUUUACGCCAGAAUAUGAGGACAACCGGAUGAGGAGGAGGGGAAGUGACAUAGACAAUCCCACCCUGUCAGUCAUGGACAUCAGCCCACCCAGUCGCUCACCACGAGCUCCAACUAACUGGAGGCUUGGUAAACUGCUGGGUCAAGGUGCAUUUGGCAGAGUAUAUCUGUGUUACGACGCUGAUACCGGAAGAGAACUGGCUGUUAAACAAGUUCAGUUUGAUCCCGACAGUCCAGAAACCAGCAAGGAAGUAAAUGCACUUGAGUGUGAGAUUCAGUUGCUGAAAAAUCUGCUGCAUGAAAGAAUUGUUCAGUAUUAUGGCUUCUUGAGAGAUCCUCCAGAAAGAACACUCUCUAUAUUCAUGGAAUACAUGCCUGGGGGUUCCAUCAAAGACCAAUUGAAAUCAUACGGAGCACUCACAGAGAACGUGACUCGUAAAUACACACGGCAGAUUUUGGAAGGAGUUCACUAUUUGCACAGUAACAUGAUUGUCCAUCGAGAUAUUAAAGGAGCAAAUAUUCUGCGGGACUCAGCAGGCAACGUGAAGCUCGGUGACUUUGGUGCCAGCAAACGACUGCAGACGAUAUGUCUCUCUGGAACAGGAAUGAAAUCUGUCACAGGAACUCCUUACUGGAUGAGUCCAGAAGUUAUUAGUGGAGAAGGGUACGGCAGAAAAGCAGAUAUCUGGAGCGUAGGUUGUACAGUGGUAGAAAUGCUCACUGAGAAGCCCCCCUGGGCAGAGUUCGAAGCAAUGGCUGCCAUCUUUAAAAUUGCCACUCAGCCAACCAACCCCCAGCUGCCACCUCAUGUCUCCGACCAUGCUCGGGAUUUCUUGAAACGGAUUUUUAUCGAGGCCAAGCUGCGACCAUUUGCAGAUGAACUGCUAAGACACACGUUUGCACACUAUCACUAACAGCCUGCCUCGACUCAGCUUGCGUCUACUGCGUUUAUUUUCUAUUUGACUGCACUUUUAUUUUUUAUUUUUUACAAAAAAGGAGGAAAAAAAGACAAGAGAGAGAAUAUUCUCUUGAAUAUUUGUUUCACUUAGAUUGUAAACAAUCUAAAUUUUGUAUCUAAAAUGAGAAUCUUCUCUCCCCCGCUCCCACCAGGACUAGAACUUUUUGUUUCUAUAAUGUACUGAUGUGGUUCAUGUAGAUAAAGCACUUUAGUACAUAUUUGUUCCUUAUUUAAAGGGGAAAAAAAAAAAGACAAAUGCUUGGACAGUCAGGAACUGUGUGACUUUUUCUGACACCGCUGACUGACUCAGGGUGCAGGGAAAAAUAGACAUGCAGCUAAAGGACAAGAAGGUUACUUCUUUGUGAUUCUUCUUUAUAUUGUAGGUACUUGCAGCAGAGAGUUCUACGUUCUUAUUAUAUAUUAGGGUUUUAAUCAGUUUCUGGAUUUUACAGUUUAAGCUGGAACACGCAGUUCUGAGAGCUAAUGGUAAAGCUGGAAGAACUUGGAACUCUUUGUACAGCAGCGCAUCUAACCGGUACUUCUAGGUGACCAAAAGGAAAAAAAACCAACAAAACAACUCAACACUGAUGUACUAGUUAGAGGUUUUGGUGUUGUAUUAUCUUAAUAGGAAAAUAAUUACAGGUAAACAGAUUAUGGACCCAGACUCAUAGGAACUACUAUACUGCAAGGGGAAAAUUUCCAUACUAGACAAGGGUCAGCUGAUGGAUGUAAAUAGUUAGGAGAAGGCCUCCUGCUCUAUCUGCCAAAGAGAACCUCUGUUGCACAAGCUUGGAGGAAGACGGUUAUCUUAGAUAAGAAAAAAAUGAUGUUGAGAGUCAGCUCUCCUCCACGAUCCCGUGAAUGGCUGGAGGGGAAGGGGAGUGACUAAUUCCUGUGCAGUAUAGGAGUUACUUGAUUCAGAAUGAGCUGUAAGAAAUGCUUUCAGAGCUGUCGAGAGGCGCUAGGGUGGAAUGUAUGUCAACAUCAAGUGCCUGAAUAAUGCAAAAUUCUUCUCAUUAUGCACCCAAAAAAAAAAAUUGUUUUACCAACACAGUUCAGUCAUCCAGGAUGUGUUGAAAAUUCCUGAAAUAAACAUCUUUUAACACCAGGAAUAAGUCACUGGGAAUGAUAAGACUCCAGUUAUAUUUUUAAUAAGGUAGCGAUGAUGAAUCUGUGUGAACAAGGAGGCACAGCACAAAAGAUUGUAUAGAACAGGCCAAAAGCGCAAAGACAGCCAGGUAUCAGAUAACAUGAGCGUGAUUACUCCAGCCUGAUAAUCCAGAUGAUUGGUGUUUGUCAGAUUUCCAGCUGUCAUAAAACGUACGUUAAUCACUUUUUCCAUUUCUGCAAGAGUGUAAUAAAAGAGCAAAAGGAAAACUCUGCAAUACUGCUUCUCAGUUGAGAAGUCCAGGUACUGAUCAGGUGUAGGGAAUAACUGACUUUUCACAACAGAAAAGUCAAACUUUCGUAUUUUUGUAGAAGAACGCAACAUAAUUUAAAAGGGCAUUUGGAAAUAAACUAUUGGACUACAGAACUGAAAUAACAUAUGCUGGUUUGGAUGAUUCAUUGCUUGCUUUUGUUGUUCUGGAAAGGCAGAGCGGGCUGGUACUGAGAACCUUGUCCGCUCUGACAAGGCUGUUUUGCAUCUUUAGAGGACUAUCAGAAUUACAAAGUGCAUGGAGAUAGAACAAUAAGGGUACCCCUUCCCAUGGCAAUUCACUCGUGAGGUGUCUGCAUUUAUUCUGCUAACUUCCAAAUUUUGUACGAGAGCGUAAGCAGGAGCAUGGAUCUAUCCUAAUCACUUCACCUGUAGUGGGGCAAGAAUGAUUUUUUUUUUUUUGAGGCCAUCUCUCCUGGGACUGAGAGUGGUUUUAUGUGAGUGCUUUACCCAGUUUAUAAUUUGCUCAGUCAGGGUACACAACUGUGCAAGGUUUUCUGAGCAUGGGAAGAACUAGUCAGACCAGGGAAGUUUGGAAGGCUGAAAGGAAAGUCAGCUUCUACUGACUUUUUUUUUUUGUUCUUUGUCACUGGAAAAAAGCUAUGAAAGCAGCCUUUUAAGAAUUGGUACGUACUCUGCUAUAAAGGACCUUUGCUUUAUAAGCAAAAUUUAGUGACAGCAGAGGUGGGGAGUUUAAUAUAAAGCCUAAUAGUUUACUUAAGUAAUUUAAAAAUCACGUAAUUGAAAUGAUUGGUUUCAAACAGAUUAAGAUGGUACUAGAACCAAGGUGAAAAUGUAUAUAAAAAUCAGUAGUGGACAGUGAUAUCUGAAAAGGUAAGGAAAUUCUAUAUUACCAAAAAGGACAUUAAAGGGAAAACGUAACCAGGUUUAUCUGUAGCAUUCCUAAUACUUCAAUAUAGUAUUCUAAAAAGAAACUGCACUCUCUGAAGCUUGAAAAUUUUCAGAAUCUAGUUUUCUUAUAAUGUGUCCUUUUUGGGAGACAGUGCUGGCUCAUGUAUAUUGCAAUAGCACUUCCUCAUUGUGAUUUUUAAUUACUGAAUAAUCAAGUUUGCUGCUUUUGUGCCUUUUCUAAAAAAAAAAAUGGCAUUCAGUCAUGACAACGGUAAGCAUUUUGGAGCCAGGAUGAGAAUUUGCAGAAUGCAUUUUCCUUAAUUUCUUGGAUAUAUCAGAAAGCUGCCAACGUAAAGACAGUGCUUUUUAAAUGAAGAUAAUGUUUGCCAGUUCAAGUGAUUCUAGUAAAAUUUUAUUAAUUUAACCAAGAUGAGGCUUGAGCUGGUUGGUUGGGUUUUUUUCACCCUAUGGAGAAUUUGUCUACUGGCUUAGAAGUAAAUUUGGUGCUUAUUAGCAUAAAUGUUUUGAGCUAGAAAGAAUUAUGGCGCUAAAUUAGGCUUUUACCAACAGGUUAGUUAAUAUUUACCCCCUACUGGGGGAGAAGAAAGUGCAGUAAAUAGCGCAGGAGCCCUGUAUACAACAUCUGUAAAACACUGGCAUCAACAGCUGGAGGGAUAACAAACCAACCCCAGGUCUUGAGAGGACACAUGGAAUUGCAUGUUUAAAACUCCAUCAGAAGAGGGUUGCAGAGCCGAGAUCCCUGCUGGCAGCUUCUCCUAUCUUACUAUCAGAGAUACCAGCAUUUCAGAAUCAUGAAUUAGUUUUAAUUGUUAAAUGCAAUUACUAGAAAAUGCCAAGGAAAACAAUACUGUUGCAGGGUUCUUUUGGUUUUCUGUAAAUGCCCCCAUGAAGCUCUGCUCCCAAAAAAUAAAGAUGGAGGUUCACAGUGAGUAUGUGUAUUUUCAAAAGACCUACCACUAAUGAUUUUCAUUACUUUGCAACGUUUGUUGCACAUAUUAAGUAACAAAAAUUAAGCUACUUCUGUCAGAUGGUUUUGCUGGUGUAACUAAGAGUCCCAUUGGAGCACGACUGAAAGUUCCAGUUGUGUUAGAGCAAGUUUUUAAUUUGGGUGAUAGAAAUACCCUCGCAAGGACUUAAAACACUAUGGAUCUAAUUAUUGCAAAUCAAAAUCUACAUAGAUGUUUUUCUUGACUGAUUAAAUAUAGUCUUAAAAUGUUAACUUCCUUUGCAAUUUGAUUUGUAGCGAAACGGUCCUUUCAGUAUAACAAAAUGAAAAGUUGGAUUUUUUUAGCUAGUGCCUUUUUAUCUGUAUGCCUUAAUUUUAUUCAGAUCUGAACACCGUGGUGAAAUACGUCAUACAAUUCCAUGUCACCUGAGCAGUCGUAGAGUAUGGGGUUGUUUUUUUUUCAGUGUCCAAACCAGAAUUCGCCCAGCUGCGUUUAGUUAUAGCCUGCAGCAGGCGUUUAAAUUCAGAAUUUCAAGGAGUGAUUUUUGGAGCACUUCCUGAGGGUUUCCUGUGCUAAUACAGGUGUUGUAUUUGUGGUUUGGAGAUUGCACGCUGAUGUAUGUACCAGAAAAAGGACUUUUCUGCACUCACAGAAAAUAAAAUCGACUGUUAAGAGUCGAGCUGCAGCCUCCUGGCCUCUGCCUUCACCGUGGGGACCGCGGCAGCGUUCCUAACGCGCUUGCAGUGAGAGCUGGUCCGUCUGUAAACACGGUACGGUACGAAAAGCUGUUUAUUUCCAGUACAGAGGAAGGCAUGAUGUGUCUGAGCAAAGGCAGAGGUUUCUCAGUGAAGCAUCGUGCCCCUUCAGUUCCUUCCUGUGCCUUUUGGACCAUCCUAACCCCGCCGUUGUCCUGACUGAGAGCCCCGUGGGUCCCGCGCGGUGCAGCAGCCCUUCCCUUUGCCAGCGCAGAGCAAUGUCGAGCUGCCGCUUCAGAGACGUGAGCAAAUUGGUCAGACCUACACUUAUUUGUAACCGAUUUCUUACUCUUUUUAUAUUUUUUUUUUCAAUCUUGAAAGUCUUCGUCCCGCUUAUAGAAAGGCGUAACCUGUGUGCUUGAAUGUGAGUCCCUACGGUGUUUCUGGAGAAGCAGAAGUAUUGCCCCCAGUGUCGUUUUCUUCUUGCCUGGUAACUUGCUGUCUGGUGUUAAUGGCAAGUCUGCAGUGUGAAAUCACAUACAAUUACCAAAGCUUUUUUAUCCCCGUAUACGUAUAGCCAAAAGUGACGUUUCAUGGAUUAGUGCUGUUACUUUUAGAUGCACCUAUACCCAUCAGUAAGCUAUCGCUAACCGAGUAAAGCAGGUACUAGUAAAAAAUGAUAGGAACUGCCCAUAGUUAAGAGAUUUGGGUGUUAAUAGUUGCUGUUUUGGUGUGCAAAAUUCAUGCCAGCAUUAAAACGAAGAGUUUGCUUUUUAAAACUCUUUUUAACUUAAUCUUACUGUUGCCAUUGUAAAAUCAAUGCAUGAGCUUGGUGACUGAACCUGGUGACUUUCACAGCCGGGUUUGAGCUUUGGGACAGGCAAGGAGCGCCACUGAGGACAAGUAGAUUUGUGACUAGAUCUGCUCUGUGCGCCACAGUAGGAGCAUUUCAGAGCUGCUGGGCAUCAGUGAUGUGACAGCCGAAUGUCACCCGCAGUGACAGGGGUGUCGAGGAGCCACAAAGGCAGCACACCAAAGGGGCCAGGCAGAGUUGCUACCCACCCGUGGCUUCUGAAUCGAAACCCUUGAUCAGAAACGAAGGAGCAGCCCCUUUCUCUUUUCACUUCCCCCACUUGGCCUGCACGGUUUAUUUUUGUUCUUUCCAGUGGGCAUAACCUAAAAUACUGUUAAAUACUGUUGGUGGUGGCCACCCAUAGCUCCCGCAUAAGGUAGGGGGUUCACGUACAGCUUUAUACAGGGGCCCCCAUUGGUUGAACCCGGGGCAGUGCAGCUCCCCACUGGCCUGGGCUCUCCCUGGCAAUGCCACACAGGGACCUGUUUGAGGGGCAGGUGGGAUGGGGGGAAUGAAGUUUCUCACGUUUCGAAGCCACCGAUGCUGUGGCUCAGGCUUAGUUUUCAUAGACUUAACUUUAAAAAGGGAGAGGAACUGGAUUAAAACACACGGAAAAACUGUAUCUCAUGAUUCAGCCCUUACGUGGAGUCCCCCGGUGGGGCUUGGGGGUCAGGGGCUUCCGUCCAGAGAGAAGGAGAAGGACACGUGCCCUCCGCAGUGGAUAUUCAUGGGAAAUAUUUCAGAGGGUUUUCAUGUCUUUUGCCCCCAAACCAGACGAUCCUUUUCCCCAGCGGUUGUACAAUGUGGAUUUAAACCCAAGGAUUGCAUUUUCUUUUCCGAUCAGGCGUUAGACAGCGGGCUCCCUACUGUUUGUUUCUCGUUAGUAGCAGUAAAAAAAAAAAAAAAAAAAAAGGUGGUGUCACCCCAAAAUGGGAGCUGUUCACGAGAGCAUCGUGUCUGUCAUCUCAGACCUGGCAGGAGUCGUACCAUGGAGUAUCACUGUAAAUACGUGGAGGAGACUUAGAUGAAUGGGAACGUAGGCUUUUAGUUUUCAUGAAGCUAUGAAUAAGAAUUUGUAAAUUUCCUCUUGAUCUAAUGUACAUUUUUACGUAGCCAUUAAAUUCUCUAUUUAAUCUAUCAGUUUCUCACUGUAAAUGUUUUUACUCUCAGUUGAAUGCUGGGCACAGUUUGUAAUGUAUGUACACAAAGGUGUUUUUUUCUAUCAACGUUGACUUUUUUGCACAUUUUUUGGAACUAUUUAAUUUGUACACUGAUUUACUACUCUGACCAAUUGUCGAUGGGUGUGUGAGAAUCACGUGCGUGUGCAAUGUACUACUGUCUGGAUGUAGGGGGGGGGGAAGGGUUUUAUUCCUUUUGGAGACGUAGCUACCAGUAACUGCACUGCUGUUGCUGCUUUAUCUUCUGUAUAAAAACAAAAAAAAAGAUUAAAAAAAUUGGCCUUGGGUUAUCUUGGUGGAGGAACUGGGGCGCCGAGCCCGGCUUAACCCCUUCCCUCCCUCCAACAACCUCCCAAACUUCUAAACCAACCAACUCCCCCCCCCCUUGUAAUUCUGUGUAUGCAUCGAAUGUGUGUGUGUAUAUAGAUAUAUCUCUUAUCUCCCAGUAAUCUUAUUCCACAAUUUCAUUUCUACAUUUUUAUGAACUUGUUUUUUAAGGGUACUAUGUUUAGUUAGAAUAAUUAAAUAUAUAAAAGCUUUGAGAGAUGAUUUACUAGAUGAAUAUAUUUUCAGCUGGCUGAUGUUCAAAAUAUUUUUUUAAUUUUUUGUUUUUAACCAUUCGAAAUGUAUUUGUAUUUCCAAAAAUCAGACACGAAUUGUACUUAGAAAUAUAUUAAAACACUCUGUAGGGA